AUGUCGUUGUGCAUUCCGCCUACCCCUCCUCUUUCACCGGGCGAAUCAAGCAAGCGUAUCCAUGCCACACGUAUCUUUUGCGGUUUGAAUCCCAUCUGGCGCCAUUUGGUGUUUGUUUUCAUAUCGGCGAAUACGUACAUACCACGUACCGUUCGAAGCCCCCACACGUACGAUUUCUCCCUGUCAUGUCCAAAAGCAGUGAACACGGCAUGA
Bipolaris oryzae ATCC 44560 is the source of this 213-nucleotide messenger RNA. RefSeq lists its product as uncharacterized. Bases 1 to 213 code for a protein of 70 amino acids. The transcript has a single exon. Lineage: Eukaryota; Fungi; Ascomycota; Dothideomycetes; Pleosporales; Pleosporaceae. The record is from RefSeq and is a predicted model, not a curated record.